Molecule: messenger RNA, 2067 nt
Organism: Cebus imitator (Panamanian white-faced capuchin)
Lineage: Eukaryota; Metazoa; Chordata; Mammalia; Primates; Cebidae
Product: T-cell antigen CD7
Exons: 11
Coding region: 665-1975 (436 amino acids)
Biological process (GO): adaptive immune response
Cellular component (GO): membrane
Molecular function (GO): signaling receptor activity
Source: RefSeq, a predicted model, not a curated record
GGCUGGUCAGGCCAGGACCCCGCGCGGGGGGGCUGGGAGCGGCGCUUCCAGGACGGGGCCUCCGGCCGUCCCUCUGCCCGCCCCGCGCACAGACUCGCGGCCCCGGGCGGAGCCCAGCAGCCCCGCAGGUUUGGUGCAGGAGCCGCCCGGGCGCGGGCUCCCCUGGAGAAACGUCCCGGCCGCUUUCCUGCUUCCUUCAGCGCGAGCGGCGCGCGGUGCCACCGAGAAAAUAACACAUUCGCUGUGCGGUGCCGUGAACGCGGGGAAGUUCCCGAAACCCAGCGGCUUCCCGUAAACACGCUCCUUCCUCAUCUGGGACGUGGGUCCCUGUCCGGUCCGCUUCUCCUCCCCGGCCCCUCCCUCCUGUCUCUUUCAUUUUCUCGGGACUCCCGGCGCGCGCGCGGAGAAGCUGCAUCUUGGAGGAGCGCGUCCAGGAGCGGACCAGGGCCCACUGAUGCCUGGUGACCUGAGGGGCCUGUGUCACUAGGGCUCAAGGCAAGACGGCAAAAGAAGGCUCCGCGGCUGGAAGCAGCCCAGCAGCCUGCCUUGCCGUGGACAGCAGCGGGGUGAAGCCGACCUGGGUGUCAGGAACGCACACAGGGAGUGUCCCAAGAGCCACUGACAAGGACCAGGGGACCCUGAGGCUGCUCAAGUCCCGCCAGCCAUGCAGACCUGCCCCCUGGAGUUCCCCGGCCCCAUUUCCCAGGCCCUCGGGGCCCUCCUACUCCUGGCUGCCUCCUUGAGUGCUCAGAAUGAAGGCUGGGACCUUCCCACCUGCACGGAGGGCGUGGUCUCCGUGUCUCAGGGCAAAAACGUAGCGAUGUCCUGCAACAUCUCCAACACCUUCUCCCUCGUCACCGUCACGCUGCGCCACCUCAGGGAGAACAAGGCCAUCUUCCACAACGUGUCCCAAGGCCACUUCUCCCGGGACGACUGGCAGCUCUGGGUUCAGGGAGGCAUGGCCCAGCUGCUCAUCAAAGGUGUCCGGGACUCCCACGCUGGGCUGUACAUGUGGCACCUCAGGGGACGCCAGAGAAAUAACAGAAAUAUCACACUGGAGGUUUCAGAGCCCGAAGGCCUGAAGGACAGUGACGGUACACAGCUCCCGGAAGCUGGCACACUCAGGGGCUCAGAGGUCCCGUCUGCCCCCAGCACUGGGUCCGGGCCUGUGCCGGGGGUGAUCGCUGCUGUCUCCAUCCUCACGGUUGCUGUGGUCAUGUUCGCCUGCUACAUGUGCCGCCGUUCCCGGCAACGCCAGGAGGUCCUGCUUACCCAGAGGGUAAGCAGCUGCACUCACCGGGCUGGGAAGGCUGGAUGUGGGAACAUGGCCCAGCCCCCGAGGCUCCUGCUGCUGGCCCUCCUCCUGGCACUGGCCCGAGGCCUGCCUGAGGCCCUGGCCAUCCAAGAGAUGCAGCAGUCUCCCUGCUUCACGAUCGCCCCCGUGGAAGGCUCUGUCAACAUCACCUGCUCCACCAGUGGGGCCCUGAGUGGGAUCUACCUGAAGCAACUCUGGCCACAGCCCACAGACAUCAUUUACUACGAGGACGGGGCGACGCCCACAGUGAACACAGUGUUCAGGGACCGUGUCAACUUCUCGGGGUCCCAGGACAAACUGACCAUCACCAUGCAGCGCCUGCAGCCAGCGGACACUGGGACCUACACCUGCGAGGGCGUCACGGAGACUGAUGUCUUCCGCCCCCGCCAUGGCACCUUGGUCCUGGUGACAGAAGAACUGUCCCAAGGAGCACACAGAUGCCCAGAGGCCCGGCCGACAGCCUCUGCCCUCCCUGCGGCCCUGAUGGUGGUCUCCUUCCUCCUCGGGCUGGGCCUGGGGGUGGCGUGUGUGCUGGGUAGGACCCAGAUGAAGAAAGUGUGCUCAUCUCGGGACAGGGACUCGGCGGCCGCGUGCGUGGUGUAUGAGGACAUGUCCCACAGCCGCUGCAACACGCUGUCCGCCCCCAAUCUGUACCAGUGACCCAGUGCGCCUGCCACGCCCCGCCGGGGUCCCCACACCGCCUCCCCUGCCCCGCGGCGCCCCGCAUCCCGCCGCGCCCCGCAUCCCGCCAC